Anastrepha obliqua is the source of this 1875-nucleotide messenger RNA. RefSeq lists its product as uncharacterized. NCBI's taxonomy places the organism in Eukaryota, Metazoa, Arthropoda, Insecta, Diptera, Tephritidae. Bases 103 to 1287 code for a protein of 394 amino acids. The record is from RefSeq and is a predicted model, not a curated record. The transcript has 2 exons.
UAGCACCAUGUUGCGCAACAUUCAUCAACGCGCAACUUUUUUAUCAAACUCAUCUCAGUAAGUAAAGACAAAGUAAACCAACAAUAAAAGCAACCAACUCCAAUGAAUGCCAACCAGUUGGCGUCGGAUGUGACAGCGAGAACAGCGAUCACAACUGGCAACACUAACAACAACAACAAUAGUAGCAGCAGCAGCACGACCAAUGACACCAGCAACAUCGAUGUUGCUAGCGAAUCCAUGAAUCUGAGCAUAUUGGGGAAACAUGAAAAAAUUGCGAAGCAUUUAAAAAAUGUAGCUGCUAGUAAAACGGAUACAAAUGAUGACAGCAACAGCGGUGGCAACAGCAAUAACAAUAAAAGUAGUGGUGGAGGAAUCUAUGAACCGAAACAAAAUGGGCAAUAUCGUGAAUUCGAUGAGCAUUUGGAUGGUAGGGAGACGCCAACGAAUAGCUGGCAGCAACAGCAUCACCGCAUAAAUGGCGAAAAGUCAACCACAACAACAAUACACGGCCACAAUAGCAACAGCAAUAAUAGCAGCAGCAGCAGCAGUAGUAGUAGUGGCGCAGGUGGCGGCGGCAACAAGCGAGAAAGUGGCGGACAAUCGUCAGCGAACAAGGAUGUGGAUGAGCGGAAUGAAGGGAGAGAGACAGAAAAUGAAAGGGGCAGAGAGUGUGAGGGCGCCGCUGUUGAUGAAGCCGAUUUUGGACGGCUGCACACAGCUACAAUCAUAAAAACCCCACUCACCAAGACGUUGCUGAAGCGUUGCAGUAGCUACAGUGCGUUGAGCGGCAGCAGCAGUGGAAGCGGAAACGGAAACGGUAGCAAUGGCAGUGGAAAUGGGCACGGGCAUGGAAGUGCCACCACUGCGGCUACCUCAGUAGCCACAACUGCAUGCUGCGCACAACCCGCCACCAUCGCCGCCAAUGAGUGUUUGCUCAAUUGCAGCGCCAGGGAAGAGCGAGAGUGUGAGCAGCAGCAGCAGCAACAUGAACGAUCACCAUCGACACUGUCUGAGCAGGCAUCGUUCAAUGGUGGUGAUGAAGGCUCAUCUCCGCCACCCCCACCGCCGCCUACCUCGUCGCCGUCGGCACACAGUUUCCUGCAUAAAAUGCCAACAACCAUAACGCCAACAACAGCAACAACAACUGCUGCUGGUAGCGAUGGGGCGAAAUGUAGCAAAUGCAACAACAACAACAACGUACAUUACAACAAUUACAAUUGUUACUAUCGCAAAAAGUCGCGUAUGCCGAUUUGCCGUUACGCAAUUUACCUACACAAACAAUACUGAAAAUACCUAAGAAUUGGCAAAUAAUAAGUUUUUGAAAAUUGGCAAAAUGGACAGAAAAUUUUAGUUUUGAAAAUUUCAAAAUUCAAAAUACAAAAAUCAUCAAAAAUUGAAUUUUUUUUUUUAUUAAUUUCCCACUACUCGUAUUAUGAAAAGUGCCGCAAAAUUUUUUUAACACAAAACCACCAACAAAAAUUGGCCUCCAAAAUUGGACACAAUUGGUAAAGGGGCUUUGAAAAAUUAUUUAUCAAAAUUUUUAAUAGCAAAAAUUGGCUGUUCAGAAAUCAAUUUAAUUUUAUAUUAAAAAUGAAAAAAAAAAAACAUAAGUGAAGUAAAGAAAAUUGGCUGCACAAAUUCAAAAAAUUAUUAAGAUUGGAGCUGGAAAAAAACUAAAAAAAUUGAUUAAACCCAAAUUUUUUUAAACUUAAACCACCGACGAAAUUUGACGUUUUUUUAUUUAAAAAUGAAAAGCGUUUUUGGAAGAAAUCUUUAAUAGUGAAAAAGCAACUGCAAAAAUUGGCUAUUAAGAAAGUUUUGCAAAAAUAAAAAAAUUCUAAAUUUUUAUGUAAAACUUUUUAGCUAAAAUUUUAC